ACUCUGGUGCUAAACCGUGAAAAACUAAGUGAGAAAGCUUUUCUUGCACGCGGAGGGGGUACCUUAACAGUAAGAACGAGCUGUUGCACCGCUCUGCGAAACCGGAGAGGCCAAGAUUUCCGUUUGACCCAAGCUGUAGCUGACGAAAAGCACUGUCAGGUUUCAAGUCUCGGUGGCUGGGAUUACUUGUAUUCGUCCGGGGCUAAGUGUGUGCAUUAACGGUAUAGUCUUGCCCGUCCGGGCAUCAAAUGCACGGCAGUGAGCGAAGUCAUCGCUGGUAACACUAGCAACCUGACUAACGAGCGCUGUAUUAGACAGCGGUUCUAAUUGGUUAAUCACCUCGACCAAUCAGCGGCAGCUUCUCUCGCUCAUCAUCAAGUUUGGGGAUUUUUUUUUUCUUAAGGAGAGGUUGUUCUGUCAUAACUGUGUAUUGACUGUAAUGAUUCCAUAAGCGCUGACAGGACAAAACAGCCCAACUGUAUAUGGGUGGAUGCACAUGCACUUGUGGAGUCUUUUUGGUGCGCAAUACACUUAGCUGUAUAUACUGACUCUCUCUAUAAAGAGAUAUAUUUCUUUCAAUUCGGACGAAAGUCAAGAUUUGAAGAGUUGGCAUCGGACAGUAUUUUGCACAUCUCUCUCAGUCCGUCGUCAGAUUGAGUCGUCUUGUUGUGUGUUUCUACCGCUCUUCAACACCACAACUCCUUUCUCCCAGUCCGUCGUCAGAUUGAGUCGUCUUGUUGUGUGUUUCUACCGCUCUUCAACACCACAACUCCUUAUCAAGUAUCUUUGGGUGUACUUGUCAAUCUUUAGUACUUUAUCUUAAUGAUGAUGGAGCGUCCAGUGAUCGACUUGCAGACCUUGUCCCUACUCAGGGGCCCUCUGACCGAGAAGGGGGCCAGGAAACCAAAGUGCGCCCGGUGUCGCAAUCACGGUGUCAUCUCAUGGCUCAAAGGACAUAAACGCCAUUGUCGUUUCAGGGACUGUCGUUGUCCUAAAUGCAACCUGAUAGCCGAGCGACAGCGUGUCAUGGCCGCCCAGGUGGCACUGAAGAGACAGCAGGCUGCAGAGGAUGCCAUUGCGAUGGGGCUGAGGGCUUGCUCACCAGGCUCUGGUGGAGGGUUCGGUAUGAUGUCCGCUAAUGGACCGAUGUUUGGCUCGUCAGACUCUGGCGAAGAAUUGUCACCUAGACCCAUGGAUAUUGCUGACGAAGAGGCUGAUCACCACGAUAUCCCUGAGAAACUCGUGAAGAACGAAUCAUCAAAUGAAAAGGAAAAUGGCCACCGAACUCCCUCUAGCGGCAAACCUGAGCACAAUAAUAACAACAGCAACUCAUCUAGUAAGAAUAAGAGCGACUCUCUGGACACCUUCAAUGGUUUCGCCGCCAGUUUUGUCUCUAACUUCCGCCCAGGACGUCUCACCCCAAUCGAGAUCCUUACAAGACUUUUCCCAACCCAGAGAAAGGCCGUCUUAGAGCUGGUCCUUCAAGGAUGCAGUGGGGAUCUUGUCAAAGCCAUCGAACAUUUCCUAUCAGCUAGUGAGACCCAGCAUUCUCCUAACGCAGCCAGCAUACCGUCGAGUAUCUCCCGCGCAGGUGAGAGGCCAAGUAUCGGUCACCACGACAGCUUUGGAAUGUCCGGGGUUCACGGCCUUCAAACGGCGUUCCGAUCGUCCCUGAGCAGUGAGAAACAUCCAGUGGGUAGCAUGAAGUCAGCGUUUACCCCUCUCCCACCGUCUAGCGCAUCAGCAGCCUCUUCAGUGCCGUUGUUAUUCGCUCCUAGACCACCCCACCCGUUCCACGCUGAGGCCCUCUUGGGUCGUACUCCUCUAUUCGCACCAACAUCAGUCGCUGAAUUGACCUCAAGUAUGCCCAGUCCAGCCAUGGGAUCCCCUCGGUUUGCUUUCCCAGCUCUACAUCCUUUUCAUUUAUCAGGAAAGUUUCCCAGUGCUGGAGAGGGGUAUCCACGUCUGAUCUUUGCCCCUUAUGCGACUUGUCCACCAGACUGCGUGCAAUGCCCCGGAAGUAGACCCGGCAUGCAUAGCGAGCCAGAGAAAUCACCGUCUGGUACCACUGACGGCUCUGUGGCAAACAGUGCAGUGGAUUCAGAAUAGAAAACGAAUGAUUACAGAAGGAACACUGACUUUUAUGUAAAUAAAUACAGGACUGGUUUUAAACUGUAAUGUUAAUACUUUGCAAUGUUUUGGGAUGGAUUUGAAAUAUUUAGAUUAAUCAUUUUUGAAAAUCUCACCUGUGCAAAUGUCGAUUUCUUGUUUGUUUGUUGUCUGUUUCGAUGUAAACAAUGUGUGAAGGAAACCGUGGUUUGUCAAACUUAUUUGUAUAAAAACUUGAACAAAAUGGCCUCGAAAUUAGUUUUGUACUCCACUGUAAGGGUAGCUUAUACCCAACCUUGUCAAUUGUUUUUAUAUUUGUCAAAAUUUGACAUUUGUCUUUGAGUUGUUCCAAUAUUUGACCCCUUUUUCGGCAGCCAUUUGCAUUUCACACUCCUGGUAGUUAAGGCAUGACAUCGUUUAUCUACUGCUCUUUGCUGCGACCCACUUGUUGUACACGCAACAGCCACUUUAACAAAAUGUCAAACUGAGCACAACAACGUGAAGUAUUGAGUGUGUAUUUAUGAUCAGGCAAAGCGUCCUGCAAAAAAAAGAAUUGUCAAAAAAACAAAAAGCAGAGUUGAUGUAAAGUUCCCAGGUCACAAUAGGGGAAAGUGAAGAGGUGUUGAGAAGGAUUACUGGACGACCAAAAUGUUUAUGGAUUCCAUUCUGAAGUGUUUGGCCGGGACGUUCUGUAUAAAAACUGUGGCAAUCCCCUGGUGGCUUGUCCUAAAACAUCCCAAGCAGGUACCCCGUGAGACCGUUUAGCGUUGUUUUACCCAAUUUACUGCCAAAUCGAAGUGAAAAACGCUUUCAAGAGUGGUUCCGGCCCUGGCCAAGAUUCUCCUAAUAAAGAGAGCAGAUUAUAAAAUAAAAAAUCGACCCCUCGUGUGUUGCUUCGGCGUGGUGGGUUUAAUAUGCAUGGCGGACUCAAGAGGUUGUUUGGGCCGUUUAUCGCAUAACACGUCGACCACGUGCCCUUUUUAAAGGUCAUCUCCAGAAUAAUUCUAAACUAGAUCUGUGGAUUCUAAAUGCGUUGCACGUGUACUUUUUCCGCUGUUGUUUUUCUCUUGAUGCUACUUUAACUUUUAAAUGUUGAUGUACUUUUCUCUGGCCUUCUUCACGUCUGUUGAUGAUAGGAUCUCGCGAUAAGAGACGUGAAGACUUCGGAUUGUUGAUGAAGAAGAACAUCAAAUGGAAGCAAUGAUUGAUAUUACAGUAAAUCUGCAUAGGGUUCAUGAGCUAAGUGUUUGAGGCAAGUCAUUGUCGAAACCUAAAUUUAACCAACUAGCUAAUACUACAAACUCUGUUUGUUCUCAUAUUUCACACAAAGCAGCUGGUCUGGUAACCUGACUUGCUAAUUAUCACAGUAUAAAACUAAUUUGAUAUUGUUUGUAUUUUGUGGUUUAUUUGUUGAAGUAUUUUUAACAACUUAAGAUAAAUGUGAAGUGGUAUGAGCAGAACCCAGACGCAGCUCUGUGUAUUCCCAACAUGUAAUUUAUUGUAGCCGAACUUUAUUUAGAUAAAAACUGAGGUAUGGUUGCAUUUUAGGCUCUGGUUACAUUUGGGUACAUUUGGGUACGAAAUCAGAGCUACAUUAAAACAUUUGGCUCAGUGUUUGGGGCAAUAAUUUUAGAUCCCAUGAUCCGGAGCCUGAACCAAAGACGAGGUUUCGAAACGACUUUGGUCACGUGCUACAUUGAUGAGACAGGCUGUGAUGCAUAUUUUCAAAUCUCAUCGACAUUUUUAAAUCUCACGUAACAGUGUAUGCAACCAUCUUGAGUUGCAUUAAGCUGUUUUACAAAAAGGCUGAUUUCGACUGUUCUCCAAUUAACCAUGAGACAAGUGAAUAAGGUGUGUUUUUUUACUGCCCCACCACCCAAAGAUGGCGAAAGAGCAUGAAAUACAACUGGCUAGAUUUUGUCCGUAUCUCUUAGAGAAAGAUAUUUUCAAAUGUUGCAAUUCUUAAUGAAGGUUUCUUCCAUGAGUAGAACGUUUCAUUAUUAAUGUUGUAAUCUGUUGAGUCUACAAUUGUACAUAAACGAAGCCACUGUAUUAUUUCUCCACCAUAUCUUCUACGAGUUGGACCAACUCGACCCAUGCUUAGAGAGAUAUCAUUGUUACGUAUUGCUUCCCGAGGAUCAAUGUAAUGAUAUGUGCUAUACUAUUAUAUAUAUUUUAUGUACAUAGAUACACACUUGAAAUUCCCCCAUCAGUUGGAUGGGUACCAGUUAUGGCUAUUUCUAUUGAAGAGUGCCAAUUAAAUGUUGCUAUUUCAGGCAAAGA
Asterias rubens (European starfish) is the source of this 4392-nucleotide messenger RNA. Its product is annotated as doublesex- and mab-3-related transcription factor A2-like. The coding region runs from base 823 to 2109 and encodes 428 amino acids. Lineage: Eukaryota; Metazoa; Echinodermata; Asteroidea; Forcipulatida; Asteriidae. The record is from RefSeq and is a predicted model, not a curated record. Gene Ontology annotation, biological process: regulation of transcription by RNA polymerase II; sex differentiation. Gene Ontology annotation, molecular function: DNA-binding transcription factor activity, RNA polymerase II-specific; RNA polymerase II cis-regulatory region sequence-specific DNA binding; protein binding. The transcript is spliced from 2 exons. Gene Ontology annotation, cellular component: nucleus.